Molecule: messenger RNA, 1680 nt
Organism: Cyphellophora europaea CBS 101466
Lineage: Eukaryota; Fungi; Ascomycota; Eurotiomycetes; Chaetothyriales; Cyphellophoraceae
Exons: 2
Coding region: 1-1680 (559 amino acids)
Source: RefSeq, a predicted model, not a curated record
AUGAAUCUCCGGCUUACGAUCGCCCUCGCGGCCAUCCACAGCGCCGCUGCCGCCGCCAAUUGCAACGUCGACACCUUCAGCUCUCUUCUCGAUGCUGCUGGGGCCUCGUCGACAGCAUCAGUGGUCUACGCGACACCCAUAGCUGAGGGUGGUGCGUCGUUUGAUCCCAGUCCGCCGUUUCAGAGCAAUGUCACAGAGCUUCCGGAGCUGUGCGCCGUCAAGAUCGAGGUGCAGUCCUCGGACAACUCAUCCUACCGCUUUGCCGUUUUCCUGCCGACGGAAUGGAAUCACCGUAUGAUGACAACUGGGAACGGUGGGUUUGGAGGAGGAAUCAACUAUAUUGACAUGGGACACCUGUCGCACUACGGCUUCGCAUCGGUCUCAACAGACACUGGCCAUCUGUCCAGCAGUCCGGACGGCAGCUGGGCUCUGAACGCGCCGGAGUCGAUCAUCGACUGGGGCUGGCGAGCGAUGCACGGGUCCGUGGCUCUGGGAAAAGCCAUCAUUGAACAGUACUACGACUCCCCGAUCCAGCGGUCAUACUACGCGGGCUGCUCGACUGGCGGACGUCAGGGCCUGAAGGAGAUGCAGAUCUCACCCGACUCCUUCGACGGCAUCCUCGCCGGCGCGCCCGCCUGGUGGACCACGCACCUCCAAAGCUGGACUACCUGGUACCCGCUCCAGAACUACCCUCCCGACUCACCAGGCUACAUCCCCGCCACUCUCUUCCCCUCCAUCUCUGCGACCAUCGACGCCCAAUGCGACCCCCAAGACGGUGUGCGCGACAACAUCACGCAAAACCCCUUCGCCUGCACCAUCGACUACACGGCCCUCAACCUCAGCGCCUCCCAAAUCAGCACGCUCCAAACCCUCUACGCCAACUGGACCUCCUCGCAUGACAACAGCAGAUUCCUCUUCCCUUCGCUCUCCCCCGGCACCCUCCCCCUGCUCGCCGAUCCCCAAUCGCCCAAUCCGCUCGGCUACACCUUCUACAGCUACUUCGUCAAGAACGACACGUCCUACAACUUCACCUCCUUCACGGAAGCGGACCUCGCGCAGGCGGACGCCACCAACCCCGGCGCCGCCAACGCCGACGACUUUGCCGCCAUCGAAGCCUUUCGCGAUCGUGGCGGGAAACUCAUCAUGUAUCACGGCUACAGCGACUUUGCGAUCCCCGUCGGGAGUAGUAUGUACUACUAUAAUCGGACGGUGCAGAGCUUGCGCCGCGAGGAACAGCAGCAGCAGCAGCAGCAGCAGCAACACUCGGAUUCGAAAGGAGGGAACAGGGAAGGGACAGACGGUACAGGUGUCGACGUCGACGACUUCUUCCGCCUCUUCCUCGUCCCCAACAUGGGCCACUGCAGCGGCAGCCAACCCGCGGGAAACGACGCGCCGUGGUAUUUCAGCGCGGCGAGCCAGAAUCCGGGGUUCGCGAGGAGUGGGAUCAAGGAUGGCGUGCCUGGCCAUGGAGGGGAUGCGAGGUAUGAUGCGAUUUUGGCGUUGUUGCGCUGGGUGGAGGAGGGCGAGGCGCCCGAGGAGCUGGUGGCGACCAAGUAUAGAGGGGAUAAUUCGACCGAGGUGCUGAGGACGGGAAAGAUUUGUAAGUGGCCUGGGCGGGCGGUGUGGGAUGGGAGGGGGGAUGUGAGGGGGGAGGGGAGUUGGGCGUGUGAAGGGGCUUGA